Molecule: messenger RNA, 1377 nt
Organism: Pseudopipra pipra
Lineage: Eukaryota; Metazoa; Chordata; Aves; Passeriformes; Pipridae
Gene: DDN
Product: dendrin
Source: RefSeq, a predicted model, not a curated record
CCGGUGCCCACGGGGAGGCGCGAGGCCCGGCCGUGCUGAGCGUGGCACAUUCCUGGCCGGGGGGGAGAGGCCGGGCCGGGCGACCCCGUCCCUGCCGGCCCCGGGGUCCGGCAGAGGCUGCGGAGCGAGCUCGGGCGCCGGGAUGGCUGCGGGGUGCCGGCCAGAGCCCCCCUGGACCUACCGCCGCAUCGCCGGGGAGUACGCGUACCUGGAGAAGCGCUUCGUGGCCGAGCUGGCCCCCCCUGGCCCCCGUGCCCCCCAAUCCCUCCCGACGCCUGCAGGACUUCGCCCCCCGGCCCCGGGUGCCCCCCACCCCUUGCCCCCCACGGCAGCCCGAGGGGACGGGGGGCAGCGGACCCUGGGGGGGGAACCCACCACCCACACCCCGGCCCCCGGUGCCGGUGGGCAGGUUGUGCCCCCCCACCUACGAGGUGCACAUGCAGCGGGUGCAGGCGGCCCAUGCCCGCCGGGGAGGGCCUCCCCCCUACAUCUCCCCCCCCGCCUAUGACGCUCCCCACCGCACCCUGCAGCUCCGGCCCCCCCGGGGACCCCGCAGCCCCCCGGCACCCCGGGCCCGGGGGCCUGUGCCGGGGGGCUGGAGCCACACGCUGCCCCGGGCGGCCACCGAGGCCAAGCACCGGCGGCCCCGCGGGACGCAGCUCCCCCCGGGGGGGGCCGGCACCCCCCGGCACUGCCAGACGCUGCCGCGGGCGGCGGCCGGCCGGGAGCGGGUGCCGGGGCGCGGGAGGGGGCGGCGGGGGUCGGGGGGACACGUCCUCAUCGACGCCACCCGCGUGGUGGUCCGGGCGCAGUACGUGCCCCCCCCGCAGCGCCAGCAGGUCCGCUACGCCGGGGGUCCCCGGCGCCCGCCAGCCCUCCCCGCAGCCCUCCUGCGCCCCCCCGGGGCUCUCACCCCCCCCGCAGCGCCCUCGCCCCCCCGGGAGCCACCGGGAGCCCCCGCAGUCCGUGGCGGAGCCCGGGGGGCUGCGGGGGUCCCCGGGGGCGGCCCCCCCCCGCGGCGGCCGGCACUGUACGCCCAGGCCCUGCGCGAGGCCGUGUCCCGCAUCCGCCGGCACACGGCGCCCGACUCCGACUCGGAGGCCGAGGGGAGCGUGGGGGGGUCCCGGCGGCGGCUCUGCCGAGACCCCCAUGCCUACAGCAGCAGCAGCAGCAGCCUGGAGAGCACCGGGGCCCCCCCGGGCCCCACCAGCCCCACCCGAGCCUGAGGGCCGGGACUUGGUGGGGUGUGGCACCUCGAGGGCGGGACUUGGCUGGGUGUGUCCACCGGAGGUGUGGCUUGGCAGGGUGUGGUCCUGGGGGCGGGGCUCAGGGCUGGAUCUCCCGGAGCUGACCCCAAUAAAGGCUGCGGGAUCCCCA